CCAGCCCCUCUUCCUGCCCCCUCCCCCGGUGCAAUGGAAGUCCCCGGGAAUCCUCCUCCUCCCCGCUAACAGGCGGCGGCCCGGCCCGGUGCAAAAUGCUGGGCAUGUACGUGCCGGACAGGUUUGCCCUGAAGUCGUCCAAAGUGCAGGACGGGAUGGGGCUCUACACGGCCCGCAAAGUAAAGAAGGGUGAAAAAUUUGGCCCCUUUGCAGGGGAGAAGCGAAUGCCUCAGGAACUGGAUGAGAACACAGACUGCAGGCUCAUGUGGGAGGUUCGUGGCAGUAAAGGUGAAGUCCUUUAUAUCCUGGAUGCAAGCAAUCCACGCCAUUCUAACUGGCUGCGUUUUGUCCAUGAAGCUCCAUCACAGGAACAAAAGAAUCUGGCUGCAAUCCAGGAAGGAGAAAAUAUUUUCUAUCUUGCCGUGGACGAUAUUGAAACAGACACAGAACUUCUGAUUGGUUACUUGGACAGUGACAUGGAAGAAGAGGAGGAGGAUGAGGAGGAAGUAACUGUUAUUCAGGAAGAUGAAGACAGUGGCAACAAUAAAGAAGUGCAACCAGCUAGUGAAAAGAUUGCAGAUCCCCUCACUUGUAAAGAGGACCAUGCAUGCCCAAACUGUGAGUCCAGUUUUGCAAGCCAGGAGAUUCUAGCUGAACAUCUUCAGACGUUGCACCAAAAACCCAGUGAGGAAAAGGAAUUUAAGUGCCGAAACUGUGGAAAGAAGUUCCCUGUUAAACAAGCUCUACAAAGACAUGUACUUCAGUGCACAGAGAAUAUCAACCCAGGAGACUCUUCAAGAAGUUUUCAGUGUUCUGUUUGCAAUACUUCCUUCAGCUCAGAAUCGAGUUAUGAACAGCACAAGGAGGCAUGCAGAGGGGAUGCCAGAUUCAUAUGCAAGGCAGAUAGCUGCGGGAAGAGGUUCAAGAGUAAGGAUGCCCUGAAAAAACAUAAAGAAAAUGUUCAUAGUGGAAAUUCUAGGAAAAAGCUGACGUGUUCAGUGUGCAAUAAGAAAUGUUCCUCAACAACAAAUCUCCAAGAGCAUCGAAAGGUUCAUGAGACCUUUGAGUGUCAGGAAUGUGACAAGAGAUUUAUUUCAGCUAACCAGCUAAAACGCCAUAUGAUAACUCAUUCAGAAAAACGCCCCUACACCUGCGAGGUUUGCAAUAAGUCCUUCAAACGACUUGAUCAAGUGACUGCACACAAAAUAAUACACAGUGAAGAUAAACCUUAUAAAUGCAAGCUUUGUGGAAAGGGAUUUGCCCACAGAAAUGUUUACAAGAAUCACAAGAAGACCCAUUCUGAAGAGAGACCAUUCCAGUGUGAGGAAUGCAAAGCUUUGUUCCGAACUCCAUUCUCUCUACAAAGACAUCUACUAAUUCAUAACAGUGAGAGGACCUUCAAGUGUGAUCACUGUGAUGCUACUUUCAAAAGAAAGGACACCUUAAAUGUUCAUAUUCAAGUUGUACAUGAUGGACAUAAGAAAUACAAGUGCGAUCUCUGUGACAAAGCUUUUGUGACACCUUCAGUCCUGAAAAGUCAUAAAAAAACUCACACAGGCGAAAAAGAAAAAAUUUGCCCAUAUUGUGGACAGAAAUUUGCAAGCAAUGGAACACUGAGAGUUCAUAUUCGAAGCCAUACAGGCGAGCGUCCUUACCAGUGUCCUUACUGUGACAAAGCUUUCAGCAAGAAUGAUGGACUGAAGAUGCAUAUUCGCACCCACACAAGGGAAAAGCCAUACCAAUGUUCUGAAUGUAACAAGGCUUUCAGUCAAAAACGAGGCCUAGAUGAGCACAUGAGAACCCACACCGGAGAGAAGCCGUUUCAGUGUGAUGUUUGUGAUUUGUCCUUCAGCCUGAAGAAAAUGCUGAUUCGACAUAAGCUGACUCACAACCCCAAUCGACCAAUGGCAGAAUGCCAGCUUUGCCACAAGAAGUUUACAAGAAAUGACUACCUCAAAGUGCACAUGGAAAAUGUCCAUGGUGAAACUGACAGCUAAUUAUGAUGUGUGAGAAGAAUGGAUCUCAUGUUCCAAAGUGUUCCACUUGUAUGUGUACAUACUCCAGACUUCUCACCUGACUAGUAGGCAUAGUCAGGAGAAACAACUGUGUUCGCAUGUUAUUUUUCUCACUUUUUUAUAUGGUAGCAGGACAGAAAAAAAGGCAAUCACUUGAAGGAAAA
Messenger RNA from Lagopus leucura (white-tailed ptarmigan), 2179 nucleotides. RefSeq names its product PR/SET domain 5 (gene PRDM5). The coding region runs from base 96 to 1997 and encodes 633 amino acids. Gene Ontology annotation, biological process: regulation of transcription by RNA polymerase II. Gene Ontology annotation, molecular function: RNA polymerase II cis-regulatory region sequence-specific DNA binding; protein binding; DNA-binding transcription factor activity. The transcript is spliced from 16 exons. The record is from RefSeq and is a predicted model, not a curated record. Lineage: Eukaryota; Metazoa; Chordata; Aves; Galliformes; Phasianidae.